AUGGAGACAAAAGGCAGUGUUGAAAAAGGGAAAAAAGUUGGAUCGAGCACCUUUUCAGCUGGUCAAAUGGAGGCGCUUAUUGCUUUAUGUGACACCUUUUUGCCCUCCAUUGAUGUUUCUCAACUCCCCGUUGAUGAUCUUUCCGCCAUUAAAUUCUACGAGACCUCUGCUUCCAUGGCCGGAACUCCACGCCCGGUUAGUGUGAUGCUGAAGGAAAAAUUACAACACCCUAAAAUUUACCUGAGCAGAUUAGCACUAUGGGCACUGUCAACAUGGAUAGGAACAUUUAUACUAUGUGGAAGAUUAAGUUUAUCAAGCCAUUUUCCAUAUUUCCUGAGAUUUUCACAGAUUUCAUUACAGAAAAGAGAGCAAAUUCUUCUGUCAUGGUCUCGCAGUUAUAUUUCUCUCUUGAGGCUUCUCUUCGCCGCAGCAAAAAUAUUCACUUUACUCGUGUUUUUCACUCAGGUGAAUGAGAAAGAAGAAAAUGUUUCAUGGAAAGCCAUAGGAUACUGCGGACCAGAUCCAAAUUUCGGAAAGCAAAAAUUCAGUCCCAAAAAAGUAGAAAAAAUUCCAAAUCAAAGAUCAGAAGGGCACCAAGAACAAGAAGAUUCGAGUAAAGAUGAUCUGUUUGAACCGCUUUACAAGGGCAUAAUGAAUCUAAACCAACCAAAGCAAAUAAUCUUUGAUAAACUAGAGAAAUUAGGGUUUCCUGUUUCCACCUCUCAUUCCAAAAACCCAAAAAUAAAAUCAUUCAAUUCAUCUUUUGUUAUCAAGUGUGAUGCAAUAGUUGUUGGUUCUGGCUCUGGUGGUGGAGUUAUAGCCGGUGUUCUUGCGAAAGCCGGUUACAAAGUACUUGUCCUGGAAAAAGGAAGCUAUUUUUCGAAAAAAGACCUUACACUUCUUGAAGGACAAGCAAUGGAUCAAAUGUACCUCGGUCAUGGGAUUUUAGGAACAGAAGAUAUGGAUGUCCUUCUGCUUGCAGGAUCCACAGUAGGUGGCGGCUCCACCAUAAACUGGUCGGCCUCAAUCCGUACUCCAGCACAUAUUCUGAAGGAAUGGAGUGAAAACUACAAUUUAGAACUAUUUGAGAGCAAGUUAUAUCAAGAAGCCCUGGAUAUUGUCUGCCAGAAAAUGGGAGUUCAGUCUGAAGUUGAAGAAGAAGGAUUCAACAACAUGAUCUUGCGAAAAGGGUGCCAGAAAUUGGGUUUUCCGGUGGAAAAUAUCCCUCGAAAUUCGACUUCCGAUCAUUAUUGUGGAUGGUGCUGCCUUGGCUGCAAAGAUGGGAAAAAGAAAGGCACAACAGAAACAUGGUUGGUGGAUUUGGUUGAUUCUGGUAAUGGUGCAAUUCUUCCUGAAUGUGAAGCUAUUCAAGUUUUGCACAGAAGGAACGACAAAAUUACAGACAGAAGAAGCAGUGCUGUUGGUGUUGCUUUUGAAUUUCAGCGUCAAGGAGUGAAAGAAAUUGGUUUUGUCGAGUCAGAAGUGACUGUAAUUGCAUGUGGUGCUCUUUGUACUCCUGCGCUGCUAAAAAGAAGUGGAUUGAAGAAUCCAAACAUAGGUAAAAAUUUGCAUGUCCAUCCAGUAAUAAUGGGAUGGGGCUAUUUUCCAGAUACACCUUCAUCUGAUGUAAUAUGGCCAGAGGCAGAUAAGAAGAGCUAUGAAGGAGGGAUAGUGACAGCAAUGUCAAAACUUACUGUAAACCCUGAAGACUCCAGCUAUAACGCCAUCAUCCAAACUCCGUCAUUGCACCCUGGCAUGUUCGCUGCGCUAUUUCCAUGGUCUUCUGGCCUAGAAUUCAAAACGAAAAUGAGCAAUUUCUCCAGGACUAGUCAUAUAUUUGCAUUGGCAAGGGACAAGGGAUCAGGCACUGUAACUAAUCCUUCAUCAAUAAGUUACAAACUGGAUAAUGCAGAUGAAGAGAACUUAAAGAAAGGGCUGGAAAGGGUUCUGAGGAUACUAGCAGCUGCAGGAGCUGAAGAAAUUGGAACUCAUCACGGACGUGGGAGGACGUUAAAAGUGAAGGAAGCCAGUCUCGAAGAAUUUGAGGAGUUUGUAAAAGAGGAAAGUUCAAGGCCAGUGAAAAACCUGUCAACACCAUUAUGCUCUGCACAUCAGAUGGGGAGUUGCAGAAUGGGGGUGGAUUCCCGCAGCUCCGCCGUGGAUUCAAAGGCGGAAACGUGGGAGGUGGAGAGGCUUUUUGUGGCGGAUUCAAGUGUUUUUCCGACGGCUUUAGGAGUGAAUCCAAUGGUUACUAUUCAGGCUAUUUCUUAUUGCACUGCACAAUCUGUUCUUGAAGUUCUCGGGAGGAAAAGGUACAUAUAG
Molecule: messenger RNA, 2322 nt
Organism: Fraxinus pennsylvanica
Lineage: Eukaryota; Viridiplantae; Streptophyta; Magnoliopsida; Lamiales; Oleaceae
Source: the annotation of a GenBank genome assembly